Episyrphus balteatus (marmalade hoverfly) is the source of this 1592-nucleotide messenger RNA. Its product is annotated as zinc finger protein 583-like. The record is from RefSeq and is a predicted model, not a curated record. Gene Ontology annotation, cellular component: nucleus. Bases 114 to 1499 code for a protein of 461 amino acids. The transcript is spliced from 2 exons. Lineage: Eukaryota; Metazoa; Arthropoda; Insecta; Diptera; Syrphidae.
UCGAUUUAGUUGUUGUUCGGCAGCCUUUAAGGAAGCUAUAUAGUGCUCCAGCACUACUUGGUGAAUAAAAACGAAACAAUAUAACGGCAAACUUAAUUUAACGUACUUACACUAUGGAAGAGUUUCUAGGUGAUACGGAUACCUUUGAGGAUUAUAACCUCUUAUACGAAAUGGCGACUUUUGAACAUUUCGUGAACCACGACCCCCAACCGCGAAAGUGCAGUGAAAUACUUAAAUGUGAUAAAAAUAAAUUCAUGUUCAUUUGUUCGCAAUGCGAAAGUGAAUUUGAAAAUUCAGACGACUAUUAUAUACAUCAGAUUUUGGAACACCAAGGCCAAAAGUCCGAUGACGAACUGGAUACUUGGUAUGAAAGGGAACUUUUUGAUGAAUUUAUUGAACAAUCGGAACCUUCGGAAUCAUCCGAACCUUCGGAAUCAUCCGAACAAUCAUCAGACUCGUCUCCAAAAUUACUCAAAGAAUUCUACGAAAAUGUCAACAAGAUCCUAGAUGACGAAAAUUCAAACUUCAUACCUACCGAAGACCAUGACAACACAAAUACACCCGUCGUUGAGACACAAUCUAUUGAGCUAACACCUCUAGUCGUAUAUCAACACCAGCCAACAGAAAUUAUUGUAUCAUUAGAACCAACACAACAAAUUCCUAUUCCAGAACCUACACAACAAAUUCCUAUUUCAGAACCUACACAACAAAGUCCUAUUCCAACUCCUGCACCCGUAAAAACCAUCAAAGCACCUAGUAAGACGACUGAAGGUAAAAGAAAAAAGCAACGUACAUCCGGUCAAUGUGACGUUUGCAAUCGAUCAUUCAACGACUUGUAUAAUCUGCGUAUUCACAAAAUGAUUCACACUGGCGAAAUGCCAUUUCAAUGCGAAGAAUGUGGAAAAGGAUUUCGCCAAUACAAUAAGCUUAAAAUCCAUUCAAUCACCCACACAAAUAAUAAACCUUUUGUUUGUGAUAUAUGCGAUAAAGGAUUCCGAUAUCGAAACUAUCUGGCUAUUCAUAAGCGAUUACAUACUGGAGAAAAGCCCUACAAAUGCAAACUCUGUGAUGAACACUUCCAUUCGCUGCACAAUCGUCGUUUGCACUUCAAGUCAAUCCACCUUCAAGUCGAGGAGAAUUUAACCUGUGAUAUUUGUGACAAGACUUUCUCGACCAAGUUUUACCUUCGAGUACAUAUGAGCCGCCAUAAUGCCUUAACCGAUAUUAAAUGUUUAGUAUGUGAGAAAACCUUCCCUUCGGAGGUGAAAUUUAAAGAGCACUUGGAAACGCAUGCUGUUGAUAGUCCUUCGUGGUGUGAAAUAUGUCAUAUAACGUUCCCGCGAAGAACAAUUUAUAAGGAACACCUUCUUAAGGCCCACUUCAUUGCUCGCCCUUUUCUUUGCCGUAUUUGCAGUAAGACUUUCGCACAAAACUCAGAACUGUAUGCACACGAAUGUGUUUGCACAACAAAAAGUCAAGUGCUAGAUAUAAGUAAAUAAUUCAUUGCGGAUUGUUCUGGGUUAUUACCAUACAGCAAAGCAAUUAUGUUUAGACUCAAAUCAAAUUGCCUUAAUAGUGCAUCUGAUUGUGGA